GAGAUAGCGAUAGCUCGGGUAAAAAGUUGGUUUCCGUUGGUCUAGAUUUUAAACGCACUAGAUCUAGGUUUUGAGGAUACGCUAAACUAUUGCUGGUCCGACUAAUUUCAUUUCUAGUUGCAGUUAUUUUUUGAAAAAAAAAAUGUUUCGUUUGGUGCAUACAUAAUGAGUAUACUAUGUUAUGUUUAUCAAUUCUAGAGUUGCAUGCAUUCAGAACUGACGAGACGGCUUUGAACUAUACAAGUUGUAACUAGAUCUAACAGCUAAAUAAACAAAAUAAUUGGUGCAUAUUUUAAUGGCUCACAUUGACUCCAGAUAAACUUAAGACACGGUGUCUUAUUGGCCAGGUUUAUUUUUCUGCGACUAUCGCAGCACAAGGAACGAUAAUUAAGAAGUAACCAUUAACGAGCAGUGCUUCUCCCUGAUAUCGUUUGCUGUCAUUUUACCAGAGAGUACCUAAACAAGGGCACUAACUCACUCGCAAGGGGCGACUUCUAUCGGGCGAUGAGACAUCUCAGACACAGAAAUCUGGCGUUUGUCUUGAUACGCCUUUAUCGUAUUAUACCAGUCACUGUAAAGUAGUAUAAAGGAAAGGGCGGGGGGCCGAUGGAGAGUAGGAGUGUUCAUAUUAAGAUUCAAGUCUUGAGCCAUACGCAUGUCUCAGGGCAAAACAAGCGACUUGCCAAGUUUGCGGUUGCUAUUUCCUCUCCUGUAUUCUCUAUAAGAACUAGGCCAAUCAAUUAGUAACAGACAUUCAUGCCACCCUCUAAAAAUGUGUUGUCCGGACACCUGCCUGUAGGACUUUUAGCUUCUAGUGCAUUUAUAAUAGUGACUGAACAGCUGAGACAAUAGUCACUUCUGGUAAACAUUACACAACAAACUUGUUUACUGUUCGUUUAUUUCGUGGAUAUGUAAACUAUCGAUUCUUGGAGUUCACCUGUUCAUUUGUUGUGUUCUGAAAACAAGUCAUUGGAAACCCGUGUUUUAAUUAGAUGUUCAUAAUCACUUUGGUGACAUUACACAUAUUUUCAUUACGGAAAACAAAAUGCCAUUUCUGAAAGACAAUUAGUAUUAAAAUAAUUUCUGAAGUUCAAUCAAUUACUGGCCAAUCAAUAACGAAGAUCUAUUCUGAAGUCUAAAACCUUAUCACUCAAUAACAUUUCAGAAAAUUGACUAAUUUUAUGAAGAAAUUGUUUCAUCAACAGUAUGCAAGUAUUCUACCUCAUGUAGUAAUGGUUCACACUGAGUGAAAUUGUUGAGGAUUGAGUUGCCCUAAAAUAGUGUAUUAGAUUUCUGCGAUCAAGUCAUAUAUAGAUUACACAUGAUUAACAAGCAAAUAAAAGACAACCGAAUUUUGGCCAUGCAAACCUUGACAUCAGACAUUUCAAACAGUUUCAAUAAAGCACAAAAUUGUUGUCCACUCCUAAACAUGGGUCAGUUUAGUCAAUACGGGGCCGAGUGGCACCGUGAACAUGUUGAUGGAAUAUCCAAUGAUGAUUCUCACAUCCAAAUGUUACGUCAAAACUGUCUAGGUCGCAGGGAUUCGACCCGUUCCAGAAUCAGACGUCCAAUGAAUGCAUUCAUGGUUUGGGCCAAAGUCGAGAGAAAACGUCUAGCCGGAGAAAAUCCUGACAUUCACAAUGCGGAACUCAGUAAAAUAUUAGGCAAGAGAUGGAAAAGUUUACGCCCGGAUCAAAAGCAACCUUUUGUGGAAGAAGCCGAAAGAAUUCGUGUCCAACACACCCAAGACUAUCCAGACUAUAAGUAUAGGCCAAGAAGGAGGAAACACAAGAAGAGGUGUGUUGCUCGAGCAGACGACUGUUUGACUAACUGCUCACCAGAGAAUAUUUUACCAACAGACUUGUCCUCGCCAGAGCUAACACGUUCACCACCAUCGACGUUGUACAAUCUAUCAUCACAUCACGGAGAUACUGAGGAGGUCAACAGUUUUACCUCCCCUUUCAGUGCUAUAGCUUCCGUUUUAAACGGAUCUAAUUAUGAGAUCAGCAUGUCUGGGAGCAAGAUCCCGUUCAUGUCAAUGACUAACAAUGAAACCGGAAGUCAAAAUCAGGAUGCGUCUUAUUCCAAUCUAUUGAGAAAGAUUUCAGCAGAAGUGAAAGACGUUGCGUUUUCAUCAUCAGCUAUGCCAAAUCAAACCCCAAGGUUGUUCACUUCAACAGAUUAUUCAACAGCCUUGAGCAAUAAAUUACCAUGGCAACAGUUUCCAAGCAACGAACUUUGCACUGCAUUCAUGAAUGAUGAUGAUAAUUCGUUUAGUCAGUUGAGCACUAAAUCUUAUGUUGAUAACCUAAACCAUGAUCCUUCAUCGGUAGAACAACUUGAUCAAACCAACAAUAGUGUAGAGAACCUUGACCGGGGAGAAUUGCUCACAACCGCCGAGAUUUACGAAUUGGACCAAUUUUUGGAGAAAACUUUAAACGAUCCGCGUUUUUCCAGCCAACAAGAAAUACAGGCUAAUCAUUGUGUGUACAACGAGGGAACUCGGUUCAGUUCACUGGAUACAAAGAAAGACAUUGAAGGCAUGAAGGCUGAAGGCAGUGCCACAAUUGUGGAUGAAAUACCUAAUACUGCCAGAGUACUGGAAUAUAGUCUAUCUCUUUUAGAUAAAUAUCCAGGUGGAGUUGAGGCAGAAGAGAGUAUUGCACCUAGCCAUAAAGAAAUUAAUUCUGAAUCAUCGCCUUCUUAUCAAGAGAGUAACUUCCGUCUGAAUGGCUCCUUAUACAAUUAUUUAGAAGGUGGGCGUUCAUCAAACAUCUUAGAAAGUGUCACUGCUGAUUGCUAUCAUUUGGACUCGCAUCGAUUUAGAGCUUCUCACAUUUCACCCAGUGAUGGGUCUGCAAACAUAGACUACUCGUUGUAUACAUAUAUGAUUUCACUUGAUAAACCAACUGAAAACACAGAAGAAACGUUUCUGACAGACCGGAAAGUUUCUUCCAUUCAAUGUCCAGAUCAACGUCUCUAUAUACCACAUCGCCCUAACAGUAGUCUGUCAUUUGGGGAUUGGGACAUGCGAAGUGCUGAUCCUCUAGGAAUGCGAUCUUACGAAAUAACCAAACAUUUAGACGUUUCUGAUACAAAUGGCUUAGCAGACGAAAGCUUUGCACCGCGUGAAAUGACUUGGGCAUCUCACAGUUCCGCGUAUCCACCAGAAACAGCAUUAAAUGCAUUCUCUUGCCUCACAGCUUGGAGGGGAGAUCAACCUACUGAAAACAACUUCCUGCAUCCCAUGUGCACAGAUUGGAACUUUCCAGCCUCUGUACCUUCAGACUUGUAUUCACAUGAUAACAAAUAUUUAUCCCGGAUGUAUAAUUCCAAUUCCCAUUCAGGCGAAGGUCAAAGGUCAAGAGAAAACAGAACUUGCAGUUCUGUAAUUGAUUCGGAAUUGGCGUACACUAGGUACAACCAUCCAUUGACCUUGAAAGGCAUUGACACAUCGCCAAAUUUAACAUCAGCCAUGUUAUAAAUUUUCAGUUACUAUUCUUUACCCAACGGCUAAGUUUCCAAAUGAGACUCAAGAGAGCUAAGCAUGAAAGGAAUAAUAAAAUUUAAAAAAAAGGAAAUUCAUGUCUACAUUCCCUGUGUAUUCGAAUGUUCUUAUUUCUGCUCGCCCUCUCUUCUAUUGCAAGUGUCAGUAACUUUCCAAUUGUUCAACAAGUGUGUGAGGUUAAAAAAUCAGGACAACUUCCUGUUAAUAGAUGAUGGUGAACUAUCUGGACGCUGUACUUUUCAUCACAAGAAAGCCAUUAAGCUUCUGUGCAAUGUUGAGUCUAAUGGCAGAAAAUUAAAAUUACUUUUUAAAAAAUAUUAUAAAUAUAGGUUCAAUUGCGGCUACUUCGUAGGCAAAAGUUGAAUACUGUCUAAUUACUAGCGUCUCACCAAAGCCAUAGAAAUAUUGAGCAUUUGUAGACAGAGUUCUUUAGUUUUACCACGACUUUGUUCAAACCUUGUCUUAAAAUGCACAACAUGUUCAUUGACAAAGUGCUCAUUAUUUAAUAUGACUAAAAACUGAAUAAUUUCACAAUGUCCAGCCACAUAGGGCUGUAAAUGAAGUCAAUGUGUCACCCUUACUUUUAAUGCCAUUGUGACUAUAAAAAGACAAAAAGUAGAACUAUGGCCAAACUUUGAUUUUCCCAUUUGAAACAGUUGUUUAUUGUACAUCAAAAUGAAUGCUCACAUGUUGACCCAGUUUAUACCCUGUCUUCUACUAUUGUAUGAAACAAGUGCUCCCUAUUGUAUAUACUGUUGAGAAUAUUGUAAGAUGUGUUUUUGACUCCUCAAGGACUAUUCAAACAUGUUUUCACUUUUUCCAAAACAUUAAAAGCGUUGCACUGAUUA
Biomphalaria glabrata is the source of this 4356-nucleotide messenger RNA. RefSeq lists its product as uncharacterized. The transcript has 2 exons. Bases 1322 to 3484 code for a protein of 720 amino acids. Gene Ontology annotation, biological process: cell differentiation; regulation of DNA-templated transcription; anatomical structure morphogenesis. The record is from RefSeq and is a predicted model, not a curated record. Gene Ontology annotation, molecular function: RNA polymerase II cis-regulatory region sequence-specific DNA binding; DNA-binding transcription factor activity, RNA polymerase II-specific. Lineage: Eukaryota; Metazoa; Mollusca; Gastropoda; Planorbidae.